Molecule: messenger RNA, 4751 nt
Organism: Bombus pascuorum
Lineage: Eukaryota; Metazoa; Arthropoda; Insecta; Hymenoptera; Apidae
Gene: s-cup
Exons: 5
Coding region: 1322-2038 (238 amino acids)
Source: RefSeq, a predicted model, not a curated record
AGAGAGAAGCUAAUGAAAAAUUCACAGUCGCACGAAAUCUUGAUAUACACGACACACCAUUGGCUAUUUUAAUACCGUGUCAAGGAGUUAAUUACGCAUGCUUGUAUUCAAGAUAUUCGCUUUGUUUUCCAUUGGGGGAAUGUACGUCUAUAAAACUAGGACGUAUUUUAAUUUCCAUAUGAAAUUCUUUGUAUUUAAUCUUAAUCGAAGCUUUUCAUUCACCUCGCCUCGAUACUAAUUUCUUUCGUCACGAUCGCGUAUUACUUUUUCCCUGACCAAUUACAGGUUAUUAACUUCCAUUUAGCUAAUCCUCGACGAUACGUUUUUAUUAGCAGAGUCGGAAUAAAAUCGGAAAAAAAUUUAAUCGAAGGUGAGAUUAACUUUUAUAGCUGUUAUUAGCAAUAUUAGGAUAGAUAUCACGAUUAUAAAACUCGUUUCCUCGAUAGUUUUUAGAAUUUUUCUUUUAGGAAAUGUAUUCUUUAAAAUCAGUUUUAUGUUAAUAAGUCUCUUACGUCAAAGCUGUUAAUAAGAUUAUUACACAUUUAAAAUCGCACCAAAGUAUACAAGACUGUUUAAAUAUUCAAUUACGAGUCACAACGACAGGCCAUUCUGUAAAAAGUCUACGCGUUUUAUAAUUUUCUUUACAUUUUUCUCUCACCUUAGCUUUAAAUUGUCCUGAAACAAACGAACUACUCUAUCGUUUUCCUUUGUGAAAAAAUCGAACCGCGGAGCGCAGCUGAUUCACGGGCUUCGGGAAAUUAUCUUGUUGUUCGAUCGACAGCACGCUAAUGUUCCAACUUUGUUGAUAUACAAGAUAUCGAAGUAACGUAUUAUCAUCUACAUCGAAACUGAUUCUACCAUUAAGAAAAGUGCGAUUCUAAUCGACAAAACAAACGAAUCCUAUAUUUGCUAAAAGUGUAACUUCACGUACAUAUAUCUAACGUUCUAAAAUUUCUCUUAUGCUUCGAGCUUCUUAUAGCAAAAAAGUUCUUCCAGAUCUUAGGAUCUUUUUAAAUAUUUUAAAUUGCAGAAUACGUGUCAUCAAUCCCGAUUUUCUUAAAAAUAUCUUUCGAUAUAAAUGAAACUAUAAAAGAAAACAGUUUGUUCCUGUUCGUGCUACCAUACGAGGUCAACUAUCGCGGAGGAACGCGGACCAACAGGUAGAGUCUGCGGUAUGCGACAAAAACGAGCAUUUUGAUCGAGGAAAGCCAGGAAGAUCGAAGGCCGAAUAAUUUGAUGCAAAUGCGUCAGGGAGGCAUCGAAACGACACGACGGUAUCAGCAACCUCGAAUAUAUCGUGACUACAACAACACGCUCCAAAAUGUCCUACGACUCGAGUCCAUCGGUGAAAAGGACCGCGUUUCGGCGAACGAUGACAAUGCUCGCCGCUAUGGAAGCUACUUCGAACAAGCGUAAUAUCACGAACAUGUAUGAGGAUGCCAUUUUACCAGAAUACAAUGUCACCACGACAGCAAGCGGAGCGGCUAGUAAGACGAGUCACUUCGAGACCGAUUUGCAUGGGAAUGUUAACAUUCUUCUCGGCGGGGCGAUGCUCAGCGGCGUGAUUAUGGUCGUCCUACUGAUGUGCUACUGUUGUCACAAGAGCAUCCGGAAGAACCGACCGCAAGAGUACCCGCAAUACUGGAGGACAGAGCCAGACGUGCAUAGCCUCGAGGUCUUCACCACGGAAGCUCACGCUGCUUGCUGCGAUAGACAAUCGACGGGCGAGGGAAACUUGGACGAAAGCACUUACGGUGCCCUUUCGUGCCCCGUGACGCCAAACUCUGGUCCUGGACCACCGCCGACCUACGACAGUCUGAUCUUCGACUCGAGAAGCCUGCCCAACUUCAUCGACAAGAAGCCCGAAGGUGCGGAGACGCCAGGAAUUAUAAUCCCUUCCAUGAUGUCUACGUUACUAAACUUGAGCACGACCGUGAGAUCCACGGAAUGCAACGAGGCCACGGAACAAGAAAUUUCCGACGAAGGAUUGCCUUCUUACGAAGCCGCCUUAAAGUUGGACGCGAACGGCUACGUGUAACACCGACGACCGACACGCCUCUCUGAUCCCGAAGAAUUUUACGAUUCCUCGAAUCGAUCGCGUUCCUUCGCGUAUCUGUCUUCAAGUAGAGCAGAGAGAUUGGAACGUCGAGGAAUUGGAAAGAAGGAAGUUAGGUCCAUUGAUUUUCCACUUUUGCGCCUCCGCUUCUCUACGUUUGGGAAAACCUUGCCUCCUUGUGUUUACAGCGUCGCGAAGAGAAGCUUUUUCCACGGAUCAGACUGCGAUUCGAGCAAGACCGUGUGCAAUUGAAAUUUCUCAAAGUUACAAAAUCCAAGGAAACAGGACGAGGAAAGAGUGACGCUUGGAGUGGAGCAGUUGCAGGAUGUUCGAAGGAGAAGUUUCUAGUCUUCGUUUUUAAUCUCGAGAGAAGCGUUCGUCGAACAACGAAACUGUAAGUUGACAAGCAUCGGACGCUUAGAUCUAAUUCCGGGAUAUUGAAGAAACAGAGCGAACUCAUGGAAGAUGAGAAAUUGCUGGGGAAUCAGGAUCGAGUAGUUUCCAAUCGAUAUGUUGCAAGUUACUUGGAAGGAAGAUGUACGCAUUGUUUUUCUGACUCCGAAGAAGAGAGGUUCGUUUCGAGGAAGAAAUUGAGAUAAAUAGAAGCACCUGUGGAUGUUCGAUCCUCCGAUCGAAUUUAUGGGAGACGAGAAAUCUUUCGGAGAAUAGGUUGCGAUCCAUAGGUUCGAAAUUACGUGUCUGGUAAGAACGAUCUUUGCCUGUGAUUUUUAAACAAGAAAAGAGCCGCGAGAUAAAUAUUUAGGACGACAUUAAACUUUUAAUCGAGUUUGCGACGAAUGAAAGAUUACGUAUCGAGUGACGUGAAACAAAAGUGUUUCAGGCUGUUUGAGAAAAGAAAGGAAAGAGUGACGAUUGAAACGGAGUACGCGAAUCAGAUGUCGACAAUCCUACGACUUUUCUGAAACCGUGACACUUGAUCUGUGAAUUACUGAAUUAUUAUCUGUGAAUAUAAUGUGAUUAGAUGAAUGUUGAUUUGUGUUUGAUUAAAUCGAGUACCGAGACUCGAGAAUUCAGCGACAUCGUGCAACGAACGUAUUCUAAAGAAUAUCCUGCAUAAUAUCUCAUUUCAUAUCAUUUAGAAACUCGAAUUCUCAUCAAUUUUCAUGUAACGUGUAAACCUGCUCUAAAUAAAUGCGAAAAAUAUAUAAUAUACAAGCAUUUUGGAAAACCAGGCGUGCUAAUUGUUCCAACUAUCCACAGUGUUAAACGUCGGAUAUAUCCGCAGCAACUGUUUACAAUGAAUGCAUCGUGAUCGCGUAAAUUCGCGUAAAUUCGCGUAAAUAAAGAGACAGAAACAACGAUAUCCGUUGGACAGAUCGCGAUCGUCGUUAAACUUUUCAUCGGCUGAAAUAGUACGCAGAGAGCGCAAGAAAUCGAUGAUCUUAUCCUUCAGCAAGUGAAGGCCACUUUAGUGGUCCUCAACCAUAUCGUUGAUCAGCUUAAAGACCACUUUAGGCGGGCAUGAAUUACGCCUUCGUUUAUGGUCGUUCGCGGAGCUGAUCGAGUGUCGCGAAUUCGUCUACGUGUUAGUUAACGUGGCUGAUCGGAGUCCUCGAAACGGCUUAUGAAAACAUAUUUCUAUUCUCGGUGAGGAAAAGACGAGAAAAAGGAUUGAAAGAAGUUUUGGCGAGAGGUUCGGAUAUCGAUAAAAAUGUGCAGCGCGACGAUUCUAUUAAUCGAAGGAAACCAAUCUGACAAAAUUGCGCGAUAAGCGAGAGGAUUUAAAAUAUCGUUCUCUGAGCGACGAGAAAUUCCACGAAUUUGGAUUUGCCACGUUUCUUCGAUAAUUUAUUCUCGUUGCGAAAAGAAUAUUUUUAGUUUCAAUGGUGAAAGCACAGAAAAGAAAAUUAAGGAAAAUAUCGCGAGGUUCCGAUAGCGACGAAAAUAUCGAACGUUUUCUUUUAAUAGAAGAAAAUCAAUUUGGUAAAAUGGACAAAAUAGAAAAAUAAUAAAUAAACGAUAUCGUGCUUUGAACAACGAAGAAUUCCGUAUAUUCGAAUUCGUAAUAUCUCUUCUGAUAAUAGACACGAUAAUAGACAAAAAUAGCGAUAUAAAUUAUUCUAUUGGAGCGUAAGACUUGUUCCUUUUAAAAAUUAACGAACGACGAAUAUUUGACGAAUUAUCUAGGAAUAUUUGUCUUGCAGAGGCAAAAUAGUUUAAUCUAUUCUCAAUUUCUUAUCGAGUAAAUAAAACAUUAGUUAAAAUAAAAUCAUAAGCACAUUUUAAUAACGCCAUUUAUAUAUAUAACGACAUGAUAAAAUUCCACUUUAAAAUUGCAAGUGUAAUGAAUUAUUAUCUGGCUUAUCAGCCAGAGACUAAAUAAUAUGUUAUAAUUAUAAUACAAGCAUGUAAAUUGUCUCCUUAAUGUCAGCGAUUACGCGGUGACAAGUUAAUUUCAAAGUGUAUUCCCGUGUUUCAGAUAGUUAUUGCUUAUCUAUAGUUAUUUCAUUCAACGAAUUCUGAAACGUGUGACGUCGGGACCGGAUACACAUUGCAAUCCAAGAUAAACGAUAUGUUAUCGUAGUGCAGUAUGCAAAAUUAGCAUAAAACUAAUCACCGUGGAGUUUGUGACAAUCCCUCGAGACAUCUAAUGCCAUUAACCGACAUAUUAGUUUAUUUGUUUAUUCAUAUGUUUCCUCCAUAGCGUAUAAUAAAACAAUACGUAUUAAUAUAA